AUGGCUUACAGGGCCAAAGCAUAUGCAUCAGACGAAGUGGUAGGCUCCUUCACUAAGCAAUAUAGUAGAAUUUUUUAUUAUGCUCAUGAGUUAUUAGCAAGAAACCCUGGGUCUACAAUCAAGGUCAAAGUUGAGCCAUAUGAUGGGAAAACAAUGUUCCAGAGGUUUUACGCAUGCCUAAAGGCAUGCAAAGAUAGCUUUGUAUCAUGCAGGCCAAUCAUUGGCCUUGAUGGAGCCUUCUUGAAAGGCAGACAUCAUGGUGAGCUUUUAACUGCUGUUGCGCGAGAUGCAAACGACCAAAUUUUGCCAUUGGCGUAUGCAAUCGUUGAAGUUGAGAAAAAGGAGACAUGGACAUGGUUUCUGGAGCUAUUGAUUGAAGACCUAGGUGGUUCAGAUAUGUGUUCUGCACUUAUAGUCAUGUCAGAUCAACAAAAGGGUUUAAGACAAGCUGUACAAGAUGUUUUUCCUGAAGUUGCACAAAGAUUUUGUGUAAGGCAUUUAUAUGCCAACUUCAGGAAAAAAUUCCCUGGAAAAAACUUGAAAAGGCUUAUGUGGAGGGCAGCUCCAACAACCCACCCACAACAAUGGGAGAAUGAGAUGAGAAAUAUGAAAGAGGUGAACGAAGAUGCUUUUAGACAUCUGAUAGCAAUUCCUCCAAGUUGGUCUGCAUACAGGCUUUUUGAAAUCAAACAUGUGUCCCAAAAUGGGGACAACUUUGUGGUAGAUAUAGAUAAAUAUACAUGUUCCUGCAGGAAGUGGAGCAUCAGUGGAAUUCUUUGUAUGCAUGCAUUGGCAGUAAUGAGGUUUCUCAACCUAGAUGCAGAGGAGUACCUACCUGUAUGGUUUAAAAUGUCAACCUAUGAAGAGAUGUAUUCAUCCAUUAUAUAUCCCAUUAAUGGAAAACAUCUAUGGGAGGUCAUCCAAUGUCCAGAUGUCUUGCCUCCACCAAAAAGACAGUUGUCUGGUCGUCCUAAGAAGAAAAGGAGAUUAAAGCAAUGGGAGUUGAAGAAAAGUACCACCAAAAUGUCAAAAGGGGGACUUACUAAAGAGAUGUACCAUCUGUAG
Molecule: messenger RNA, 1065 nt
Organism: Vigna radiata var. radiata (mung bean)
Lineage: Eukaryota; Viridiplantae; Streptophyta; Magnoliopsida; Fabales; Fabaceae
Exons: 3
Coding region: 1-1065 (354 amino acids)
Biological process (GO): DNA transposition
Molecular function (GO): transposase activity; zinc ion binding; DNA binding
Source: RefSeq, a predicted model, not a curated record